AUGUCUGGGCUCACAACAAAGACCAUCGUCAUUACAGGCGCCUCUCGCGGCCUAGGUCUCGAGUUUGUACGCCAGUUGAGUGACAACAGCCACCAUCGAGUUAUCGCAGUGGUCCGCAACCCAGAGAUACUAUUGCAAUCAAGCAUACUCGCCAGGAAGAAUGUAUAUGUUGUAAAGGGUGAUUUGUCGGACCUCGAGUCAUUUUCCGACGUUGCUGCGAAAAUAUCCGAAGUUGGAAACGGGAAGGUGAACAUCCUGAUCAACAAUGCGGGCGUGAUGGUUGGAGCUGGAGCACAGAGCCAAGUUGCUCUCUCCCGGUCCACCCCAGACGAGUGGGCGGAGCAGUUUAAGAUCAACGUUCUAAGCCUCGUCUUCUUCACCAUUGCAUUGCUGCCACUUUUGGAGCAUGGGGAAGACAAAAAGGUCAUCAAUCUGGGAUCAUUUCUGGGCGACCUCGAUUUUGCGCUGGCCAAAGACGACCUCCAUUACUCGUCGUACUCGGUGACUAAAGCAGCGGUCAAUAUGGCCAACAUCAAGUUCCACAACGAGUAG
Messenger RNA from Purpureocillium lilacinum, 552 nucleotides. RefSeq lists its product as uncharacterized. NCBI's taxonomy places the organism in Eukaryota, Fungi, Ascomycota, Sordariomycetes, Hypocreales, Ophiocordycipitaceae. The record is from RefSeq and is a predicted model, not a curated record. Gene Ontology annotation, molecular function: oxidoreductase activity. Gene Ontology annotation, cellular component: cytoplasm.